Messenger RNA from Sporothrix brasiliensis 5110, 894 nucleotides. RefSeq lists its product as uncharacterized. The transcript has 2 exons. The record is from RefSeq and is a predicted model, not a curated record. Bases 1 to 894 code for a protein of 297 amino acids. Lineage: Eukaryota; Fungi; Ascomycota; Sordariomycetes; Ophiostomatales; Ophiostomataceae.
AUGUUCCACUAUCCAGAGCCGCCACCGCCUGUUCAUCCCCCGGCCCGUGUGGUGUACGUUGACGAGUACGGCCGCGAAGUCGUUCCGAGACACGCCGACCAACGCGACUUGUAUCGUGGUGGCCGCGAUCACCCUCGCGACGACGAGCGGUAUGGUCGAUAUGUUGCGGUUGAGAGAGGCGAGCCGUAUCAGAGACGGGCACGAUCACCUCCUGCAAACCAAGGCAGCUACGCUCCACCAUCUCGUGCCCCUACGGGGCAGUACUGGGACCGCAGCCCACCCCUAGCGCGACGAUACGCCGACGAGCCAGUGUAUUCCGGAUUCCCCGUGGGCUACGAGGAAGCGCAUGAACGUGGUGCGCUGCCUGGACCGCACCAUCAUUAUGCCCGCGCCCAGCCACGCCAAGAGCACUAUUUAGACUAUGCCGAUAGGGCGGGUCGUGCGGAGGUGGCCUACCGACCAGCAGAAUAUGACCCAUACGAAACUUAUGAAGUCGUGCAGGUUACUGGACCAGAAGGCGAGUACCUGGUCAGACGUCCAGUGCGACGGGAGGCACCGCAUGCUGGCCAGAGGGGUUCUGAGCGCCACUAUCCGUCCUCGACAGUAACCCCUGCACCCGUACCGUAUGAUGGUGUCGGCGGAAGGGAUGCUGGUGGCAUUGUGCGACACGAUCGCGCUGAAAGCUACCGCGAGUCAGGCUACGGCGCACGGUCCGAAACCUACGGUGCCGGAAACCUGGCGUACGGACGACGCGUUGUGGGCGAAGGACCAGAAGCAGUACCACACCACUCGGUGGCGCGGUCAAACUCGGCCUAUUAUGACGAGUAUGACCCGCACAACCCAUCGAGUGGAGGGGCAAUGCAGGAGGCACCGAGUCAGAUACAGUACCACUAG